GGACCGAGCAGCAGGUGGCUGGAGCCCCGGACUCCAGCCCAGGCCCUGGCCUGACUGCUCUGGGACCAAGGGCUCCCAGAGCCAGCGCUGACCCCACUCAGCCCAUCUAGGGAGGGGGUCCAGGGACCCCAAGGAGGAGCAGCUGCCUCCCUGCGGCACCCCAGCCUGCUGCCUCCCUGGCGCCUGCGCCCCACUGGGCCCAGUCCUCUCCCUGCUGUGGCUCUUCCCUUGAGGGGCCUGUGGGGUGCAGCCAGUCUGGUCGGAGCUCUCCCCUGCAGAUGGAGGGGGCCGUCCUGGUCCCCUACGUGCUGGGCCUGCUGCUGCUGCCGCUCCUGGCCGUGCUGCUGCUGGCCCUGUGUGUGCGCUGCCGCAAGUUGCCAGACUCGUAUGACAGCGCGUCCUCAGAUGGUUUGUACCCAAGGAGCAUCCUGAUCAAACCGUCUUACACGCCCGCUCCCUGGCCACCCGCCACCUCCUACCCGCCUGGCACCUCUUACCUACCUCCGAGCCAGCCGGAUCUGGUCCCCAUCCCAAGAUCUCCUCAGCCUCCCGGAGGCUCUCAUCGGAUGCCGUCUUCCCGGCAGGAUUCAGAUGGUGCCAACAGCGUGGCGAGCUACGAGAACGAGGAGCCACCCCGUGAGGACGCGGAUGAGAACGAGGACGAGGACGACUACCACAACAACGAGGGCUACCUGGUGGUGCUUCCUGACAGCACCCCGGCUGCCAGCACUGCUGCAGCUCCCGCGCCCAGCAAGCCCGGCCUCCGAGACAGCGCCUUCUCCAUGGAGUCCAGUGAGGAUUACGUGAACGUCCCUGAGAGCGAGGAGAGCGGGGAAGCAUCUCUGGAUGGCAGCCGGGAGUAUGUGAAUGUGUCCCAGGAGCUGCCGCCAGUGGCCAGGACCGAGCCUGCGAUCCUGAACUCCCAGGAGAUGGAGGAUGAGGAGGAAGAGGGAGCUCCAGAUUAUGAGAAUCUGCAAGAGCUUAACUGAGGCCUGUGUGAGGCCGUGUCUGUCCUGGAACCAGCCUUGCCUGGGAGGGCUGAGCUGGGCAGCUGGAAGUGGCUCUGGGGUGCCCCACUUGGUGCCCUGCCCUGGCUCCAGCCUGACAACAGUUUGAAAAUUUCUCCCCUAACUUAUUGUCACUUUGGGGUGCACUCUGUGUCCCCCCAGCAACUCUGCACCUUCUGACGCAGCCUGAGAAUGAACUACCCUGGCCCCAGCCCUAUUGUAAUAGAAUAAAGGCCGGUGUG
Propithecus coquereli (Coquerel's sifaka) is the source of this 1249-nucleotide messenger RNA. It is a transcript of the gene LAT, whose product is annotated as linker for activation of T cells. NCBI's taxonomy places the organism in Eukaryota, Metazoa, Chordata, Mammalia, Primates, Indriidae. Gene Ontology annotation, biological process: signal transduction. Gene Ontology annotation, cellular component: membrane. The transcript is spliced from 12 exons. The coding region runs from base 279 to 989 and encodes 236 amino acids. The record is from RefSeq and is a predicted model, not a curated record.